CUCGACUUGGUAAGGCUAUUAGUCCAGCUCCAGCCUCAGGUCUUAUCUUCAAUGCAAUGCCUCUUUCUACGGGAAAGGCGAACUUUGGAGUGGAUGAGGCAUUGUUAUUAAAAUCUUAUAAGCUAUCUAAUCUCAAUCCCGGCAAAUGGGAGGAAAUUGAUUACGACGCGGAGGACAUACCCUCGGAUUUCUUGGCUGCGGCGGGGACAGACAGUGACGGAGACCCUCUUGGUCUUGGUGGUGUUAUCGAUCUUACGGGCCUAGAUGCGGAAACACGGUCUGCGAUUUCUAUUAGUUCCAAGGCCUUCGAUCCGAAGGUCUUCCUGUCCGUCGCCCACCCCAAUGCCGCAUACCAAGACCUUGCGGCUGGAAUAUCGAACCUUCAGAAUUCCAUAGAAGCACGCUCCGAACAGAUACGCAUUCUCGUUGAAGAUAAUUUUGAUCGUUUUGUAGCGGUUAAAGCUUCUACGGAUGCUCUCUACGCUGAGAUGCGGGAAGGACUACUGUCUGAUACCAGUGAAUUUGCGUCAAAACCACUAACAGACUGCCUAAAGCGUGCUGCGGUGAAGGCCAACCAAGUGUUUCUCCCAGUCUUGGAAAAUUCUGCAAAAGCUCAGAAGCUACGCACGACGCUCUCUGUUUUCGAGCGAUCCAAAUUCUUUUUCAAUCUACCUGGCAAUCUCGUCGAGUGCAUCGAAGCUGGUAAAUACGAAGCUGCCCUCCGAAAUUACAAUAAGGGCAAGUUUAUGUUGAACUCGCGGCCAGGUCAAAUAACACCCGUAGAGUCUGGAGAAGGGAAGUCCGUGUCCUCUGCAGAGCUGCAGCAGAAGCGAAUUUUGGAAAGGGUGUGGUCCAACGUGGAAAAAGUCAUGAGUGAAAUGAAGUUGCAGUUGUCAUCCAAACUACGGGAAUCUGGGCGCAGUGCUGAAGAGCAAGAAAAAAUCAUCGAGAUCUUACUGGAGUUAAAUCCCUCGCAGGAUCCUAUCUGGACGUAUUUUGACAGUCAUCACAGCCAUGUUUUGGACAAAAUGAAUGCCACAUAUCGUGCGGGCUUAGCGAACGUCAGAACCGCUUUGGACCAGGAGGCACCGGAUACAAGUGGACCCGAUGCACUGAAUGCAUCCUUAGCAUCUCAGCUGGGACUAUGUCUCGCAGCUCUGGAUACCAAGCAGUCUGACCUGACAAUUCUUCAGGGAAGAGGUCAUGAAGUUUGGGAGACUAUCUUGGAAUUGGUUAAAAACGUUUCGGAGGACCUGCUAUCUUCACUUCCGAACUUUUGGAAGAUUGCCAAGGGAUUUCUAGACGGCAAGUUCAAAAAACCUACUAGCUCCAGACGAAGUGCACAACAGUGCAGGCAAAUGGCGCUGGACAUUGUAAAGCUGUACAUCAAUCUCUUCUCGGAAUUUUUCAUCCUCUCUGAUGCCGCCGUCACCUCACCAACCAACUCUGACGGGAAAUUACCCGCCCUCCUCCCGGUUCACUCGAAUUCCUUGACUUCAGCCCAUUUUAUCAUAAAGAUUCUCAUGGAGAUGCAGGAUUGUGCUAAUGAGGUGGCCUCCAUGGAUAUCAUUAAAGAAGCGGGCAUCAGUCUCAAAGGCUUCAUGGAAAGUGCUCGAUGGAGAUUUACGGUUGUGCUUAUUCGGGCUUGGUUACGGGAUGCGAAUGUGUUGUAUCACCUCGAAUCGUGGACUCCGUCUAUGACGGAUUCGUCUGUUACACAGUACAUGUCAUUAUUCGAGGUGUUCCAACGGCACAUGACGUUGUCAGCAUUGAAGAUAGCUGGAGGCGUCGAUCUGGCGACUACGACUUCCUCUCUGCGGACUAUUCAACAAAACCAGCUUCCCUCCACGUUCGCUAAUAAGAUCACUAGGGCAUUUUUGGAUGCUGUGUACGCGUUUCUAGAUGGCUUGGUCCACCUCACUUCUAGCGAGCUUCGAGUCCCCGUGGAGGGGCCUGUCACUACCACGAGCCGAUCACUACCCUCCAAGUCAUCGGACUGUCGUGACGCGAAUACUCGGGUCUUGCUUGUGCUUUCCAACUUCGCGUACCUUUCCUCCACGCUCAUCCCGAACAUGAUGUCCCAACUAGAAAGCGUGUUUGGCACAUCUACCGAAGAGGAUCGCAAGACACUUGUGAAGGUUGUGCAGGAGCUGGACAAGACCCUAUUCGACGGAUACAUCAAACCUAAAUCCGCGGUUGUAGCUUCCAUCCUGAAAGAAGGCAUUCUGGACCCCGAAAUGGAUUGGUAUGAGACUCCUCAACCGACUGAAAUCAGACCGUACAUGUAUAGGGUAUUAAUGACUCUUGUUGGGAUCCAUGCACAAGUCAGUCACAUCGCGGAAGGUUUGUUGGACCGCGUGCUUUGUGCGCUCGUGGAUGAUGCUGCGGAGGAAGCUUUGCGUUCAUUCCAGCAAGUAAAACGAUUUGGGAUGGGUGGGAUGUUACGUGCAACACUGGAGAUCGAAUUCAUGCAUCAAACCCUGACCCGCUACGUAUCGCCGUCGGCUGCCAAGACACUCUCGGAAUUAUACACCAAGAUAUCCCAGGCCUACGCUCGACGCCAAGCUGAUGACAAUCUGCAGGGUAAUCUCGAUAGCGUGAAGAAGAUACUUGCGGAGAGCCGUAGGGCAACGGGUAUUGAGUUCAUGUGCUUUAGGCAGCCAAAGAGCAAGAGUAGCUUGAAAUCUACUGCGGGGAAGUCACGAGCGAAGGGCACGGAGGGUAGCCGAGCCACUGGAGAGCGCCGACGCGCCGACGUAGUUCGUUAAUUUACGCCUCUCGUGCACAUCCCCAGAAGACUCGUCUCUCCGCCUACUGUGAGAUUUGGGCGGGUGCCCUAUUCAGACUCCCUCAUUCGUUGAUCCAUUGUACACGUCAGGAUCUCUAUUGACUGAAGCCUUCCGAGGCUCAACGGUGAAAGACACAUUGCCUAUUUGGCACUUAUUGCAUUUCUAUUUAAUAAUAGGCCUCAGCGCUCAGUUAUCUAUCAUCCGAAAGCUGUCAGUGGCAACUUUGUAUUUUGAUGUGUUGACGGAAUCGUUUUGCAACCCC
Pisolithus orientalis is the source of this 3051-nucleotide messenger RNA. RefSeq names its product exocyst complex component Sec5-domain-containing protein. Gene Ontology annotation, biological process: Golgi to plasma membrane transport; exocytosis. The record is from RefSeq and is a predicted model, not a curated record. Gene Ontology annotation, cellular component: exocyst. NCBI's taxonomy places the organism in Eukaryota, Fungi, Basidiomycota, Agaricomycetes, Boletales, Pisolithaceae. Bases 57 to 2768 code for a protein of 903 amino acids. The transcript has 16 exons.